Messenger RNA from Drosophila biarmipes, 482 nucleotides. RefSeq lists its product as uncharacterized. The transcript is spliced from 2 exons. The record is from RefSeq and is a predicted model, not a curated record. Bases 24 to 434 code for a protein of 136 amino acids. Gene Ontology annotation, cellular component: extracellular region. Gene Ontology annotation, molecular function: chitin binding. NCBI's taxonomy places the organism in Eukaryota, Metazoa, Arthropoda, Insecta, Diptera, Drosophilidae.
AGACUUCCGACGAAACAAUAAAAAUGGUCAACCAAUUUUUGCUGACAAUCUCAUUAAGUGCCUUGCUCUCCGGGCUUUGCACGGCGCAAAUUGUGGUAAGAGAGGCCGUCCCUAACGACUGUCAUCGCUUCUAUGAGACCCGAUUGCUGACCUGUCCUCCAGAGUUUCAUUGGAACCCCCAACUGCAAAGAUGCGAUCUUCAGUCCCCCACAGGCUGCACUUCCAUCACACCUAGUCCCAUUCCCCCACCGGUUAAAAAACCAGAAUCCUACAACCUUUCCGAAGUUUGUAAGGAUAAACUCGGCCAGCUGAUAGCAUACCCGGGUGACUGCACCCGCUUCAUUCAUUGCGAUUAUGUGCCCUUUGUGAAGUCCUGCCCGCAAUACCUCUAUUGGAACUCCCACCUACUUACCUGCGAUAAAGUUUGUGUUUGAUAAACCACCGAAGGACCAUCGCCAAGCCAAUAUUUAAUAAAGAAAUCA